AUGCAACAAAAAUAAACAUUUUUUGGCUUAAAUCACUUGUUAAGUUCGCGCUUCGCUAAAAAAAUUGAAUAUCUCCUACUCUUCUCUAGUUUAAAUUGAUUUCUUUACUCGAGGUGUAAACGGCUGAUAAUGGACGAAACCGUGUGCUAUAUCAAGCCAGAAUACCUUGUUCCUCGCAAUGUAGGGGAUAAUGAUUCUUCGAACAAGGUCGAAGAAGGCAAUGGCCAGGCCACAGAAAAACGGUCGAACGAGCAACAGUCGUCCACCGAGGAACCACCCAAAAAGAAAGGUCGAUAUGCCGAUGACCGGAAGAACAAGAAAAAAAAUCGAGGUCAGAAUAAAAACCGCGGCCUCCCCUUUAAAGAGGACCACGAGGCGCGUCUUUGCAAGUCACUUAAUAACGGUCCUGACAAGCGAGAAGAGUGUGGAUUUGCCAACUGCAGGUUUUCGCAUGAUAUAUCCAAAUAUAUGCAACUAAAGCCCAAGGAUAUCGGUGAAACUUGUUACAUUUAUUCUUUGAAAGGGCGGUGUCCAUUUGGAGUUACUUGUAGGUUUGGAAGUGGGCAUUUGGAUGAAAAUUUCAACAAUAUAACGAACGAAAAUGUUCUGAAAGAAAAUGAAGAAAUCACGUUGACUAGACGUGAGAAGGAAUUGAAAAGGAAGAAUUACGAUUUCAAAAAGUCGGACGAAGUGUUGAAAAAAUUUGAAAUGCCGAAGGGAGAGGAUAACGAAGACGUUCAAGGAGAAGCGCUUAUCAAGCGAUUCGGUUCUUGUCCUGAAGAGGAUUUGAUCGUGCUUCGAGACGCCGAACGUAGAAAAAUAGUUUUUAGGGACAAACUCUAUCUAAGCCCUCUGACAACGGUUGGAAAUUUACCCUUCCGAAGAAUUUGUAAAGAAUACGGCGUAGAUAUAACCUGUGGGGAGAUGGCCUGCGCGAUACCAUUGGUGAAAGGAAUAAAUUCGGAAUGGGCCUUAACCAAAAGGCAUUCCAGUGAGGACUUGUUUGGGGUUCAAUUAUGUGGCCACAGUGCAAAAUUAUUGACUUACGCAUCGGAAUUAGUCGCAGAUUCUGCCGAUGUCGAUUUUAUCGACUUAAACUUGGGAUGCCCGAUAGAUUUGAUCUUUCAACAGGGAGCGGGAAGUGCUCUUUUAAGACGCAAGAAUAGGUUAAUGGAAAUCAUACCAAGUGUAACGCGACUCUUGCACGAAUACGGAAAAGAAUUUACCAUCAAAACAAGGGUCGGUGUCUAUAAGAACAGCAACAUCGCCCACAAGUUUAUACCAAUGUUCGAAGAACUUGGAGCUAGUCUCGUUACCGUUCAUGGUAGAUCCAAGGAACAGAGGUAUACAAAGAACGCGGAUUGGGAAUACAUUCGCCAGUGCGCACAGCAAGCCAAAUCUAUACCGGUAUUCGGGAAUGGAGAUAUAUACAAUUACGCUGACUACGAGAAAGUUCGGCAAGAUACUCCCGAAAUCGCUGGAGUAAUGAUCGGCAGAGGAGCACUGAUCAAACCGUGGAUCUUCCAGGAGAUCAAAGAUCAGAAACCAUCUGACCCUUCAAGUAGCGAGCGAAUGGAGAUGUUGAAACGUUUCGUCAACUACGGUCUAGAACACUGGGGCAGCGAUACUAAAGGGGUGGAAUCCACUAGACGAUUCUUCCUGGAAUGGCAAUCAUUCCUCUAUCGGUACGUGCCAUAUGGGCUUCUAGAACGUCCACCGCAAAAAAUAAAUCAACGGCCAGAACUAUUUCGAGGUCGAGAUGAUCUAGAAACACUGAUGGCUUCGCCGAAUUGUGCAGAUUGGGUUAAGCUAAGUGAAAUGUUGUUGGGACCUGUUCCAGACGGGUUUAACUUUUUACCGAAGCAUAAGGCGAAUGCUUAUUAGAGGCAGGCGCGAGUGGUAAGUUGUUUUCACCUAAUUUCACCCUUGAAUUUAAUUUUUGAAUAAUUCUAUGGAUUUGUUAGACCGAAUAAUUACGAUAACUUGAA
This is a messenger RNA of Uranotaenia lowii, 1988 nucleotides long. RefSeq names its product tRNA-dihydrouridine(47) synthase [NAD(P)(+)]-like (gene Dus3). Lineage: Eukaryota; Metazoa; Arthropoda; Insecta; Diptera; Culicidae. The transcript is spliced from 4 exons. The record is from RefSeq and is a predicted model, not a curated record. Gene Ontology annotation, biological process: tRNA processing. The coding region runs from base 130 to 1884 and encodes 584 amino acids. Gene Ontology annotation, molecular function: tRNA dihydrouridine synthase activity; metal ion binding; RNA binding.